Messenger RNA from Dentiscutata erythropus, 2554 nucleotides. The record is from the annotation of a GenBank genome assembly. NCBI's taxonomy places the organism in Eukaryota, Fungi, Glomeromycota, Glomeromycetes, Diversisporales, Gigasporaceae.
AAAAUGCAAUAAUUUGGUUACGUAAUCGAUUACCAAUUAUGAAUUUUGAUCAAUUUUAUAAAGAUAAAUUAUUAGAUCUUAUUGAGAAUACAAAUCAACUUUAUAACAUCUUUCCGGAAACGUGUCAGACAGAGCUAUUGAUUAAAUCGGUUAUUAUCCAUACUAUUGCACUCCAUUCUUGUAUUCCCGCAGCAAAUUCUCCGUUGGCCACAUAUUUACAAACUUUGAGAGCUUGUAAAAAUACAUACAUAUUGGCAUCUCGCGUAGACACUGAUGACUUUCUUGAACUUACAGAUGCACUUGGAAAUUUUACACGCAUUGAGAAAGCAACCCGAUUAGGCUAUGUUUAUGAAUCUGUCAAAAGCAGAAGCUACAUCAAUUAUCGCCUUCGUGAUUUAACACCAGUUUUUUAUCGCAUAUUGCAUUUUAUUGUUCAUAUACUUAUUGCCGCUGCUUCGGAUGCAGAUCGCAAUGAAUUUUUUAACAAUUCACAACAGAGUAAUGAGAACGAAAUAAUUCAAGACCCUUUAGUUUAUUGUCAAAAUCAUAUUGUGAAUGAUUGGCAAAUAUUGACACGCUUGUUUGAUUGCGAUGAUGAAACAUUGUCAUUGGUAUUGCAUUCAAUUUUAUAUUCUAUAUCCGAAAAUCCAAAUGAAGCAAUAAUAAGAUUAGACACAGUUGAAAAGCGACGAGCCUGGGAAAAUGAAUUUGCUCAACGUUACAUAAAAUCAAAAGUUGUAAAUGCUCGCCAUACCGCAACAGAUUUUCAAAAAAAGAUUAAGGAUAAUGAACGCACACUCGAAAGUGAGAUUAAUGAAACCUUGGACGUUGACGAAACAUAUCAAAUUAAUUUUCGCCCACGAAUUUGGCGACGGAUUGGCAAAGCAAGUUUCGAAAAUUUACAAGCAUAUUGUGUAGGGUAUCCAAACUUUGCCACUGAAUUUCCAUUUCUAUCAUUGUUCUUUGAAUAUCAAGAACAAUUGGCAUUGAUAAAAAAUCUAAUACCAAUUAUAAAAUUCUCAAAGAUUCUUUCUUCAAUGCUAUGCUAUAAAUUGAAAAGGAAUGAUGCACGCAGUCUUACGUUUGAACAAUUUCUUAAUAACAAUGAAUCACCGGAAAAUCUUUAUGAAGUUUUUAAAAAUUUUACCGAAGCAUGGAACUCCAUAAGGGAACAUGUCGUGCAAUUUGAAUAUCAUGAGUUUACAACUCAGAUGCCAGAAAUGAAAAGCAGCCUUCCUGUGGUUUAUGCAUUGUUUGAAAAAAGAGAUGAGUCAUUAUAUAUAUGUGGAGCAAUCGAACUUUUAGCAAAUUUACAAAAUGAAUUCUUGCAACAGGUUUUAGCAAUUAAACCUGGUUGUCCUUCGUUGAGAUUUUUAGAAGGACGGUUUAUAAAUAAUGCACAACGUCAUGUGUCCCAGCAUCAUUACUAUAUAGAAUCAUUAGCACUAUCUGAGGCACGUUCUAAAAAUAUUAUAAAUUAUGAAUGGAAUCCUAUAUUACUUUCCUAUAGUCAAUGUAAUCUUGAGCUUGGUCGUGGACAAGAAAUUCAAUAUGAACUACAUAAAAUUGAAGCAGAAUUAGCAUAUUCAUUACUUUUUAAUAAAGCUCAUCUUAACAAAAAUGAAUCACUUUGGUUAGAUGUGUUUUCAUAUCACCAAGAACUAUUUUCAACAUCUCGAACAAUUUUGAGUGAAAUCAGAGACUUAAUUCCUCAAGAGCAAAUUCCUCCCGAAAAACUUGGGUUUUCCGCCACGGCCACUUAUAAUACUUCAUCCAGAUUUACUUUUAGCGAUCUAAAUGCCAUCGAUACGGUUUCUACUUUUGAUAAUCCCACUGAACUAUUGUCAAAACUUGAAAUUUUACUUUGUUUUUUGAAACGAAUUUCAGGAGAUCGCGAAAUGAAAAUCUGUGAUUAUAUAAAUAAAUGGGAGAGAUUAUCAGCACUAAACGAAACUCCUCAAUUUCAAAAAAUAAUUAAUGGAUUAAGAUUAAAACAUGCAGUAGCAUUAUAUGAAUUAGUUGAAGAAAAAAUUGCGGAUGUGGAAAUUGAAUAUCUAUCAGAUAAAUAUAAAGAAAGACUGCAACAAAAUUUAAAAAAUGAAAUUAACUCAGGUGUUGAUUUCGAGCAAUCGCAUGGCACAGGUGGUAGUGGUAUAAGUAAACUUAAAAUUCCACAUAAAGCUUUUGCAGUAGUAUUGAAGAGGUUCAUGUUUCGAUAUUUAACAUCAGAAAUGUAUAAUUCUGAUGAGGUACUUGCAAAUUAUUUAGCUGGGAAUGCCUUUAUUGAUUGUUGGCCAACUUGGGUACCUGAUGAUGUUAUUCGUGAUAAAUUUCCAAAGUCGUUAUUAGCUGCGAAUAUUUAUGAUGCAUAUCAAUAUACAAUUCAGAAUGUGAAGAAGGCAAUAUCACAUAAAAUUGAUAAUAGCCGACAAAAAGAGGCUUUGUCGAGGAUGAAUUCUAGUUCAAGUGCACGUGGUGGAAGUCAUGGAAAUCGUGGAGGUCGCGGAGGAGGCCGUAGAGGUCGUGGUCGUGGUGGAAAUAAUUUAGACAAAAU